UCGACUUACAUGUCCCUAAACUCCGCAUCUGUCAAAAACGCGCGAGGAUAGAUUUACCGGAUAUUUCUGUUUUUACCAACAAUUUCAUACAUCGAAGUUGCAGUUUCUUAUUUAUUUGCUGUUGAUUUUUGUUUGAAAGUAAUAAUAUGAGUACGCAUAUUCAAUUGGAGCUCCUUGAUGUAGCAGGAAACAUGUUUGAAAAAUAUGAUUCCAUAGAUUUGUCUACACCUGGACUUUUAGAAAUUACUGGAAUUAAUCAGCAUGUAAUGGCUACCGCAAGUGGUCUGAAUGAUUACGAUUACCAAAAUCUUUCAAAUCUUACGAUGGGACACAAACAAAUAAACCAGAUACAAACCAUAAAUAAAAUUCCAAUUCCCCCAGAAAUUCUGGAGCAUUUUAAACAUAUUAAAUGUCACUGCAUGAUGGGUUUGUUUCCGGAAAUUGGAAGGGCAUGGCUAACUAUUGAUUCUGAGAUAUAUAUUUGGACAUACGAACAAAGUCGCGAUGUUGCCUAUUAUGAUGGUCUCAGUCAUUUAAUUGUUAGCGUUGGUUUGGUUAAGCCCAAGGCAGGAGUAUUUAUCAAUGAUGUGAAAUAUCUCUUAAUUUUGACAACGCCUAUAGAAAUAAUAGUCCUUGGAGUUACGUUUGGAGACACAACAAAAACUAUUUCGUCGCCAAUGCGUAAUAUACAAAAUACUGCAACAUUUGAAGAGAUGCAGUUAAUGAGCAAGCCUAUAUUUGUACUAAGCACAGAUAAUGUUUCCAUUAACAUUGUUAUGGGUACGGAAAACGGUCGAAUUUUCCUCGGAGGAAGGGAUGGCUGUUUGUAUGAAAUAUUUUACCAAGCUGAGUCAAGCUGGUUUGGGAAACGCUGCAAAAAAAUUAAUCACUCUCAGGGCAUUGUAUCAUAUAUUGUUCCGAGUUUUCUCAAAGUCUUUUCGGAAAACGACCCAAUCGUCCGCUUGGCUACUGAUAAAAGUCGAAACAUGAUAUAUGUUUUAACAGAAAAGGGUUGCAUUGAAGUUUGGGAUAUAGGACAAGAUUUCAAUUCAAUGCGGCGUUUGACAAGAGUGACUCAAAAUGAAAUUGCUCAAAAUGCGAGUAAUAUAAUUAAAACUAUAGAUCCAGCAGUUUUAAAACCAAUAAAAUCUAUAUGUCCAUUGUCGGUGGAUGAUGAUUACAACCUUAACUUAUUAGCGGUGACCCAAUGUGGCGUUCGAUUAUUUUUUGCUACAACGCCAAUAAGCAACCAAAAUGCAAAUCAAAAUCAUCAAGGCACUCUAGUUACAGCACAAAAUUGUUCCCCUACUAGAAACACAACAGAAUCGACAGCAAAGUUAGGCUCACCGGUGAACCCAAUGCCAUUCGAACAAAAACAGCAAGGUUUGUACUUAUUGCAUGUGCGUCUUCCACCUGGCUAUACUCCGAACACAACAAUAAAUAAGCCUAAACAAGUUCAUUCUGCUCUCUACAAUGAGGGUACACUACUUCUGGUGUCAACUCCUCAGCAAGAUCAAGAUAUUUUAUGGUCAGUAAGUUCCGCUCCCUUCCCAAAACGAGCUCACCUCACGGAGUCUACAACUGUUAUACCUUUGGAUGGAAUUGUUUGGAGCUUGGCUGAAAUACCUAAUCGUUGCAACGCAACUUUAAAAUCCAUUCUUCGUAAAGCUCAAAAACCAAAUAAAGUAGUGCUAUUAACAAAUCAAGGUGCACAUAUCAUAGCAUUACUGAAACCAAUCGAUAUCCUACAACAAUUACUGAUAGCUUGCCAUGGACCCCAUCAUGAGGCCGUCAAGGCAUUCUUCCAGGUUCAGGGAGAGAGAGAGGCAUGUAUUACUGCCUUACUUUUGACUUGUUGUGAACAAUACCGUGGUACUGAUUUGGCUAUGUGGGCUGCCCAAUCCUUUUUAUUGUAUGGCGGAGAACCGACAUUGUCUAAUCAAAUACCGAUAAUCAAUCGAGGAGGCGUGGAUUCGCAGGGUAAUCGUUCCUAUUUGGGAAAAUCCGGCGCUCAGGAAUCCCACCAAAUGCCACAAAUGUUCAUAUCUACCCCCAUGCCAAACGCAGUUGGUGGAAAUGGAGUUAAUCGACUCAUCGAAAAUAGCGCUAUUCAAAGACCCUUUGCGGGAGCACAAUACCCCUUAAGUCCAAUUUACAACCCUUCCUAUUCCGUUGGACCUGGAAUUUCCCCAUUAAAUGACGUGAAUGUGAUUAUAUAUUCUUCUAAACACGAUAGUUUGUAUAUUUAUAUAGCCCGUCUUUUGCGACCGAUUUGGAAAAUACGUUGCGUCGAUGACAAACUCAAUAGCAGAUUAAGUCAGGUCGAUUGCACUGUUAUAUUAGAAGAUCUGUAUGCAGUCAGACAAUUUUUGGAAUAUAACUCCGUUAACGAUCUAUCCUUUACUAUACGUCCUUUACACAACCAACACAGCAUGACUGCAGGCUACAGCGCGUUACCUCGCAUAAGUACCCAAACAAACGAUAUUCAAGCGAAUGCUACUGAACAGGCACAAGCCGAGGAAAAAAGAUCCCUUACAGCCUUGAUAUAUUUUAUAAAACAUGCAUGUGAAGUAUUAGCCUUAUGGAAAAUUUUGUGUGAGCAUCAAUUUCACAUAUUAGCUUCUCAGUUAAUGAAGGAUCAACAGUCUUCAUUAACUACAUGUUCCUUCAGAGAUUUGAUAUUAUCACGCUCAGAGUUGUGUGCUUUCUUAAUUGUUGCACUAAUUAACAGUUACUUGAAAGAUAAUGCGUCAGUUAGUACAAUAUCAUCAAAAUUACGAGAUGUUUGCCCGAAUCUAUACCGUCAUGAGGACGCUGUCUCUUUUAAAGCAACAGAAAUUUUAAUGAAUUCCAAAAAUUGCACUGUUUUGGAAGAAAAACAAGAAAAGUUACGAACAGCAUUGCAGCUGUGCAAAGACGCGGCACCUAAUUUGCCAUUACAAAAUAUAUGCCAGCAGUUUACGCUUUGUGGUUUUUAUGAAGGCGUUAUAGAACUAACAUCGACAUGUGCAUCAAAAAUAGAUCACGAAGAAUAUGGAAUACAUUUUUACUUAAAUGGAGAACCCGAUGAUGACAGGGAAGGUUAUGCAACAUAUGCAGCUCGUUUAAAUUGUUAUAAAGAAGUAAGGCUUAUGCUCGAUCACGUUUAUCAAUCAGUUUGCAACAACAACACCAACCAAGAUAUUUUGAAUAUUUCUUGCACCAAGUCAAAUAUAAACUCAAAUGCGCAAAUUAUGGAAAUUGUUGGUAUGGCAGUGCAAGUGAAAGAUCCGCUUUUACAUGUGUGUGUUUAUGAAUGGUUAUUGGUCCAUGAUAUGCUAUCUGAAUUGUUAUCAUUAGCAGAACAGUCAUUAGGAGAAUUUUUGCGUCGAAAUGUUGUUCGAAAUCCUAAUAAUAUAAAUUUAAUUGACCUCCUUUGGAAGUAUUACGAAAAGAAUGGACAUCAUGCUCAAGCUGCCCGUAUUUUAGAUAACCUUGCAUCAACUGUUGGGGAUGAAAUACCCCUGCAACAAAGAAUCGAGUAUUUGGCCAGAGCUGUGAUGUGCAUGCGCAAUGAUGGAGUUGGAUAUUCAAUUACAAAUGGUGUCUUGCUUAAAGAGUUGGAAGACAAGUUAGAAAUAGCCCGCGUUCAAAAAAAUGUGUUAGAUGCAGUUUCUGAAAAUGCCGCCAAAAAUCCUGAAGCCAUUAAAGCUGCUAACGAACUUAACAAGAGCUUAUUUGAUAUUACACAACUAUAUGAAAAUUAUGCAGAUCGGUUCAGUUUAUGGGAGUGUAAGCUGACCAUUUUAAACUGUUCUCACCACAAUGACCCUUUACUUAUUGAAUCCGUGUGGAGUCAUAUAAUCGAGAAUGUUAUAAAUAGUGCCAACUCAGUACAAGAAAAAGCAACAUGUUUGUUUGCUAAAAUUGAAGCACUUUUUAAAGAGUUUGGGGAGUCUGGACACUGUUUCCCCCUUGCUUUCAUAAUACGUGAAUUAGAAUUAAAGGCAUGUCAGCUUAAGCUCCCUGAGGGUAUAGUGCCUGAGAAAUUGGCAGCACUUAAUAUUGAUCUUGAACUUCUAAUGGAAUACUACUCAAGGCAAUAGAAGACUGCCUUCUACAAGCUGUAGACCAUGGGUCUCGAUUUAGGCCGAUCAUCUCGGGCAACCUCACAGUAGGCAAGGACCGGAUACCACCCAACCAAAGAUAGUAAGUUGAGCCCAGGGGACUCAAAUGGGUUUUGAGAUUUAAUAACCUUCGGGUACACAUCGGGACCAAGAAUUAGACGAUGUGAGCGGACUUGUAGAAUUCGCGAUCUGCUAGUUGCAUCCCAGCAUAGUUGUCCUUUAUUAGGUCUGGAGCAGAUUGCGCAGAUGUGUCCACAUGUCUCAAGGGCAUGCUAAGUGCGGAUACACGGAGCAGCUUCGUCUGGUCGUGACAGGAUUGUAAAGUCAGUUGGCAGAAUAAAUCCUGGCCAACGUUUAAGGAGCUAAGCUGGAGUUAACUAGUCAGCGUGGAGCGAACGUGGAGCACAAGGAUCCAAUAGCGCUCGAACUGGUACUUUUCGGUCCGGAAGAACAAUUUUUACCACCAUUGUCGAGGUCGUAUGGGAACAGCGGCCAAAAAUACUUUCAGUGCAGAUAUCAAUAUGAAUCUUUGGUUAUGGUACCUUGAUGGAAUAAAAAUAAAAAAUGUGACAAAAUGGAUAUGGUCGAGGCAUGUUUUGGCAUGGUCCCCUUACAACGUACCUCCCGAAUAAGGGUUAUUUGUCCACUUUUCGUCACAUUUCUACACUAGAUUGUUCUGUUAUUUGACAUUUUACGUUCUAAAGACCUAAAAAAUAGUCUUACUGAAUUAUUUGGAACGGCCCGCCUUCAGGUAGAGUCCCUCUGUA
Molecule: messenger RNA, 4873 nt
Organism: Musca domestica (house fly)
Lineage: Eukaryota; Metazoa; Arthropoda; Insecta; Diptera; Muscidae
Gene: Nup154
Product: nuclear pore complex protein Nup154
Exons: 15
Coding region: 147-4085 (1312 amino acids)
Biological process (GO): protein localization to nuclear inner membrane; protein import into nucleus; RNA export from nucleus
Cellular component (GO): nuclear pore; nuclear pore inner ring
Molecular function (GO): structural constituent of nuclear pore
Source: RefSeq, a predicted model, not a curated record